GGGCCGGCGACGCGAAAUAUUUUCUAAUCCAUCAUUUCUUCUACAACAUGGGAACUUGCGAGCAAAAGUCCCAGGAGGGACUAUCGAGAAAUCUACUAUACCGAAUACUCUCCGAGCACCCGUCUCUUAUCCCCGAAGUCCUUCCAAGCGUGUGGAAACAAUUCUACGACAACCGCGACACGGUUCACUUACCGUCUGCGGCCGAAACCAAGUCCGCGUUUCGGGUUAUUGCGAGGAAGGCAUCGCAGAUCGGAAAGUUUUGUUUCUUUAUCGACGGGCUAGAUGAAUUCGUCGGGAAUUAUCUGGACGGUAUGGAUUUUCUUAAGGAGCUUGCCGCGAAUCCUCAUAUCAAGAUAUUGGUCUCAAGUAGGCCAAUUCCGGAUUGCGUUGCUUCUUUUAGCGGGCUCCCCUCGUUGGAGCUCCAUCACUUGACACGCGCUGAUAUCAGGGCUUAUGUUAAAGAAACCAUCGGCGGUCAUAGAUAUAUGCAAGGUCUCUUAAAUCGCCACCCCGAAGAGGCUACGACAAUUAUGGAAGACCUAGUCGAUAAAUCCUCGGGCGUCUUCCUAUGGGUUAGACUCGCUUGUAGGUCCCUUAUCUCAGGGUUUGCAGAUUACGAUAGGAUUCACGAGCUCCAACGUCGUGUAGACGAGCUUCCACCAGAGCUCGAGGAGAUGUUCCAGCACAUGCUUAAUAGAAUCAAUAAGCGGCACAGAGAACAAGGGUCUAGGAUGCUGCGGAUAUGCUUCGUAGCGCAACAAGCGCACGGCAAACUCCGGUACAGAGACUUGGCUUUGCUCGGCCUUGCUCUGAUAGAUGAUGACUAUACAAGCGUGGAACGAAUAUCGGCCCUAAGCAGAGGCCAGAAGCGCACAUUAUGCGAAGAACUCGAAGGGCGGUUAAGAAGUCGAACGGGAGGAUUACUAGAGACGCAUUGGGAAGCAGGUGGUAUCUGCCUACAGGACGGUAAAUAUUGCUUUUGCGGUUCAAAAAGCGGAGGUGACCACGAUACCAAGAUUGACGCAAAAGUAGUAUUCAUGCACCGGUCGGUUUUUGAAUUCUUGAGCAACGAGAAAUCGUGGGACCUCGAGUGUUUGCGACCUCCUGAAGGCCUCCAGCCAGCCUCAGAGCUGUCCCUCAUUGGUCUCUACUUAACCAUGACAAGCACCCCCUACUAUUCCUAUCAAGCGACUCUAUUUCUCCAAGAUGGACUUCAUUGGGGGGGACAAUUUGAUAGCCAGUACCCGGAAAGUAAAAGCAACAUCUUCUGGGUCAUUCAGCCGUUCAUCGAUAGUUUGAAGCUGAAUUUUCAAAGAGAACAUAAUAUGCUAGGACGGAUUGCCAGAGGGGGCGAAUCGUCGUCGGUAGUAGUUGAUCUUGCUGCUGAAGUAGGAGCAAUCAACUACGUCAAAACCCAUAUCUCCUUUCCGCAGAACGAUUCGUCAAAAUCUGAGGAUAGAUGGUCCACUUUACUGUACCAUACCGUUGCUCUACCCUUGAUCUCCGGCGAUUUCUCGGAGUGGAUCAAUAUAUACAAUCCUGAGCUAUUCCUCGACAUAGUUGCUUUACUGAUUUCCCAGGGCGGGGAUCUCAACUAUAAGAUUUUCGAUACGGUCAAGACCAGGACCACGACUCCUUGGCUUAAAUGGCUAGAGUCAACGUUGUGGAUAAUUAUGGAUGAGAGCCACUUGUUGUUUCUCGCAGAAGUAGGAGAGAUCUUCCUUCGCUCCGGCGCAGAUAUUUCGGAACACUUUCGCCACUGGGUUCAGUUAAAAUUCCAAAAGAGAAACUGCCCUCGCAUUCGACAAGCGGGCGCCAAGUUGCUCGAUCUAGCCGAUCAGCUGGAGCUAGAGAACGCCCCCAGCUAUCCCGAUGAAGCUGAAGAAGAGUCCGGUGGGCAGGACCAGGGUAAAGGAUUUGCAUUCGCGGGAGCAUCGCCGCAUUUCAAUGCCCAAAGACAACCGAAUCUAAGGGAGGGAAGGCGAUGUUUUCCAAGAGGAUUAUCGCAAACGAGCGCGUUUGUCCGAUCCCUACCUAGGUAAGUCUGUACAUGGGGGCAAAUUCUUGAUUUUAGCAACGUACGGAAAGUGGCCUCUAUAGUGGAGGAUUUAAAGAUAAGAGCUAUCUAAAGAUAAUCAAUAGGAGUUUAAAUGUUGUCACGGAUAACUGAUGGUGAGAUUCAAGGGGAGCAUAGAACGGCGUUAUGGAGGGGUUAACACAUGUGAGCAAGAUACGGCAAUUAAACCGAUAUGUGAAAGACGAGAUACCCUUGUUUUGAAAACUGCCUGGAA
Molecule: messenger RNA, 2291 nt
Organism: Daldinia caldariorum
Lineage: Eukaryota; Fungi; Ascomycota; Sordariomycetes; Xylariales; Hypoxylaceae
Exons: 1
Coding region: 48-2042 (664 amino acids)
Source: RefSeq, a predicted model, not a curated record